GUCGUCGAUAACAACUAGACUGUCGCCGGUAUGAAGUGUGUUCAGAACGUCCGAUAUAAGGGCAUAAGGUCUAUUUUCUAGUUGCAGAAAGACAGCAGUAGGGUGCAAAGGCAGUUCGCCAGUUACAGCAGCGCGUCCGCUGAACGAUAACGAAGAGGUAGGUGAGAUCACGGAGACCGUGGUGAGAAGGUGAUGAAGCGUACUUCAUGAGCAGUAACCGAAAAACAACUGGCAUUUGGAAAGUUUGAGGUCACCUGCCAAACACCCUUCCCCAGUGAAAUCCUAUCCAGUGGUGUCCCGCCCUAGUUCUCCCUCUCCUACCAACCCUCUGGACGGUGAUGGAGACACCAGCCAAGAGGGCGCAACAGUCAGACCUCUGUCUCUUCAGGACCACUCUAGCCCAAGGCCCCAGAGGUCAGGCUCAGGUGCCAGAAGCCAGACUCUUCCCAGGGCCAGCUCAGCCACCAGAAGAUCAGAGGAGACCCAGGGGGCCAGAGGAGAACGGGGGGCCCUGGUCAACAUGGAACUUCUUGGGUUGCCUAACAUUGGCAACACUUGCUUCCUAAACGCCACCCUGCAGUGCCUCCUGGUCCUGCCUUCCUUCUCAAAGGAAAUCCUACGCCAGGAACAACUCUGGAGCUCCUCCCCCUUCUCCAACCUGCUCAGGUGUCUGUCUGAUGUGCACCGUUCGGGUCUACCUGACAGUGGUGCAAACCAGGCCUCAAAAGCAGACCUCAUGUGGAAGGUCAAGUACUCCUUGUCGGGAUAUGAUUUGAAGUAUCUGGGGGACACGCAACAGGACGCACACGAGUUACUUGUGAAUAUGCUGUGCCAGCUGAAGGAGGAGGGCAUGAUACUGAAGACGCACGGGGUGAACUAUACCUGCCCUGUUUCCCAGCUGGAGUUCCAGCUUGUCUCAGUGCGCACAUGUACCAGCUGUGGGCGCGAGUCGUCCACCAGAGAGGACUACAAUCACCUCUCAUUGGACUUCACCUCUGAGCGCACCUUGCUAAGCAGCCUAGCACUCACUUUCAAAGGAGAAAAGGUUGAAUUCACAUGUGCGGGCUGCAAGGGCCUCCACGCCUCAAAGGUGGAGCAGUUCCACACACUGCCUCUUGUGCUGGUUCUGCAUCUGAAGAGGUUUGGAGGACCUGGGGGGUUGGAGAAGCAGGAGGCUCCUCUUUUGUUUCCUUCGGAGCUGAGGCUCUCCACCUUCUGCGGGGACACGGUGCCACCCCUGCACAGUGCCAGCCCACAGGCCCUCACCAACCAGACCCCCAAUAUCCAGGUGUCCAUCCCCCAGACCCUCGCCAGCCAAGUCUCCAACCCACCUGGAGAGGCCAAAGAUAGCGCCCUCUGCUGUUCAGAAGCAGCCAGUGAAGUCAGUGAUUGGCUACUACCAGCUGACUGGCGUAGUCUCUCAUUUGGGAGGCUCCGCAAACUCCG
Molecule: messenger RNA, 1446 nt
Organism: Oncorhynchus masou masou (cherry salmon)
Lineage: Eukaryota; Metazoa; Chordata; Actinopteri; Salmoniformes; Salmonidae
Product: ubiquitin carboxyl-terminal hydrolase 37-like
Exons: 10
Biological process (GO): protein deubiquitination; G1/S transition of mitotic cell cycle
Cellular component (GO): nucleus; cytosol
Molecular function (GO): cysteine-type deubiquitinase activity
Source: RefSeq, a predicted model, not a curated record